AUGUCGAAAUUUACUUUGGAAGGUUUACGUGAAGUCUAUGUAAAUCGUAAUCUUCUUUGGAUAAAACCAUUUUUUCAACAUACCCGUGAUCAACAAACAACAAAUGUUCGUCAAACUAUUAUUAUUCUCAUCCCUCUUUUUCAAUGUCAAGAACAAUUCGUACAAAUUCAACAAAUAUUCAAUAGUAUAGACAGAAAUAAUCAAUUACGAAAAGUAAUUCAAGAAUGUAAUCAUUCUGAAAAAUUAUCCUACUCUUUUCUAUGUUGGUUUGUUGAGUAUUGUUCUCGUUUUAUUCAACCAAAGACGGAAAUAGACGCUGACUUUAUUCAAAUUAUUCAACAUGAUUUUGGUCAAAAUUUAAUUAAAUCAUUUACAUCAUUGGAUCAUUGA
Molecule: messenger RNA, 390 nt
Organism: Rotaria sp. Silwood2
Lineage: Eukaryota; Metazoa; Rotifera; Eurotatoria; Philodinida; Philodinidae
Source: the annotation of a GenBank genome assembly